CCUUCGCACAACCCCGGAUGUGACUAGUGCAGUGUUCCUUUAUUCCAGUACGAAAGACGCGAUUUUUACGGUACUUCCAGACAACACGGACGAGAAAAGCGAUGGCUGAUCCCAGUUCGGAAGGUCUACGUCCUUGCCACCCUGGGAACGAGACUGAAGAUCUUGGCCCUAGCCACCCUGGGAACGAGACUGAAGGUCUGCUCACUGGCCACCCUGAGGUCAAGACCAGCAGCAGGGAGGGCCAGACAGCAGAUGCGGGCCGGCAGCAGGACUGGGAAGAACCAGUUUCAUGCCAGGAAACGUUUGAUGGGAAGGUCAGGGAAACUGGCUCGUCAUCACAGCUAGAACGGGUGGAUAGUCGCAUGCCUGAAGUCAAUACUGAGAAACCCUUCAUGUGUGGGGAGUGUGGGUUCAGGACAGCAAAGAAGUCUCACCUAUCCAGACAUAUGAGAACUCACACUGGUGAAAAGCCCUACAAGUGUGACCAGUGUGACUAUUCUGCUGCACGGAAAUCCCAUUUGGACCGACAUCUUACAAAACACACCGAGGACCACCUUAGAGAACAUGCCCAGGAGAAACCCUACAUGUGUGAUAAAUGCGGGUACAGUGCAGCUACAAAGGAUGAACUGUCCGUACAUAUCAAAACUCACGCCACAUAA
Molecule: messenger RNA, 659 nt
Organism: Branchiostoma floridae (Florida lancelet)
Lineage: Eukaryota; Metazoa; Chordata; Leptocardii; Amphioxiformes; Branchiostomatidae
Product: zinc finger protein 37 homolog
Exons: 3
Coding region: 102-659 (185 amino acids)
Biological process (GO): regulation of transcription by RNA polymerase II
Cellular component (GO): nucleus
Molecular function (GO): DNA-binding transcription factor activity, RNA polymerase II-specific; RNA polymerase II transcription regulatory region sequence-specific DNA binding
Source: RefSeq, a predicted model, not a curated record